AUGGCAUCCUCGCUAUUAGCACCGCUAAAAACAGGCCUUAUCCUGGGUUAUGGUCUAUUUACCUUGGUCCUAUAUGCAGUCAUAGCAGUCUACACUGGGAAAUUCUUUACAAGCACCACUGAAAAAGAGACCUUGGAGCUGCAGCUCGCUCGCAUUCGGCUAUGGGAUCUGUCAAAGAAUUGGACUGUCUUCUCACAUCAGAUCUAUACUCUACAGAACGGUUUCAGAUUCCAUUAUGUCUCCAAUGAAGGUAACGCCACGACCAGCGCCAGCAAGCCGUUGGUUAUAUUCAUUCAUGGCUUCCCUGACAGCUGGGGGAUCUGGCGUCAUAUUCUAAGCGAAGAGUCCCUGCAGAAUGCAGCGACACUGGUCGCUGUUGAUCUGCCUGGUUAUGGAGGUUCCGAGAGUUUAGAAAGAUACACAGCCACUGCGGUUCUUGAGAGCCUUACUGAAUUCAUCAUUGCUAUGAGGUUAAAGUACGGCAUUGAUGGCCCGACUACUACCCAUCAGCAAAGGACCGUUAUUGUGGGACAUGAUUGGGGCUGUUUGCUCGCUAUGCGGCUGGCAGCUGAAGCGCCCCAGUUGGCUGAUAGGUUUAUUGUCACUAACGGACCACUUAUGCCCCUGGCCGUGUCCAACAUCAAUCGUCGACUAUUGUCCUCAUCGAAGAUGCUCAAAUCUUUCCUGCGCUCACCCGUCCAAGAGCGUACGUUAUUUUUCAAUGCCAUCAGAACACUAAAACCCCUCUUGGUCCAACUGUGGCGUUCCGGAUAUAUCUUCGCCUUUCAGCUGCAUCCGAUCGUAGUUGCAUACCUCUUCAACGGAGGAAACCAAUCAUUGCUAAAGUACAUGCAUGAAAUGUCCUACGGCCAGCAGAGCUACACUAUCACUGACGCCGCAGAGUGCAUGGCAAGCACACUUGGUCCAUCUAAUGUCGAAGGCAAGACGCAGAACCCUAAUGGCGAGGGAUACGCGGAAUCCGUGGUGACGAGGCCCGCCAUCUCGAACUUCGUUGAAAUGUGCAGUUACUACCGACAAGGUACAGCUCUUGAACCAUGGACGAAGUCCAUCGAAACGAUAACCAGUCUGCAUAGCAUUGCGCAGGAGACCGGGAUCCAGCGCACUGCUAGUGGCGCUGGAAUAUUCGAUGAACUGCCAGGCACGCUGAAAGCCAAUACAACCAUUAUAUGGGGCCAAAAGGACCAUGCGCUCACGCGUGAGCUCUGCCUAGAUGGUAUAUCGGAUUACCUUACUCGGGAUAGCCAGGUCGUUGAGCUUCCGAUCAGUGCACACUGGACACCGCUGGAGCGAGAUGGUCGAAUUGCUCUUGGUAAAGCAGUCGAAUGGGCGGUGGACGGUGAGCGCGAAGAUAUUGAAAAGGCUAUUGCAUUAGGUACUUGUUACCCGAGUGCAAUGGUGACGGUUCGAAAGCUUUCGCUGCUGUACAGCUCCUCCGGGAUGGUUACCCAAGAAGGUCCAGUCUAUUGCACUCUACUUUUGAGUGAUAACUACCUCCCUGGUGCCGUGGUCCUCGCCCACUCACUGCGCGACAAUGGCACCGAGGCCAAGCUGGUUGCGUUGUAUACACCGGACACGCUGCAGGCUGCCACGAUAAACGAGCUCCAGACUGUCUACGAUGAGCUCAUACCCGUAUAUCGGAUGACGAACCACACGCCGGCGAACCUCUGGCUUAUGGAGCGCCCGGAUCUCAUAGCAACCUUUACGAAGAUUGAGCUAUGGCGGCAAACACAAUACAAGCGCAUUGUAUACAUUGACUCCGACGUGGUAGCUAUCAGGGCACCCGACGAGCUUCUGGCCAUGGACGUAGAUUUCGCCGCUGCCCCGGACGUCGGCUGGCCCGACUGCUUUAACAGUGGCGUGAUGGUAUUGCGACCCAACAUGCAAGACUACUAUGCGCUGAAAGCCCUUGCGGAACGAGGCACCAGCUUUGACGGGGCCGACCAGGGCUUACUGAACCUGCACUUUCGCGACUGGCACCGGCUUAGCUUUACGUACAACUGCACGCCUAGCGCGAACUAUCAAUAUGCCCCGGCCUACAAGCACUUCCAGAGCACAAUUAGCUUGAUACAUUUUAUUGGAUCCCAGAAGCCUUGGAAUAUGUCGAGACAGGUGGCUCCUCUUGAUUCGCCAUAUAACCAGUUGCUGGGAAGAUGGUGGACGAUUUACGACCGACAUUACCGCUCGGCUGCUUUUGAAACACCGGAGCCGAGUAGUCGCCCGGCUGCGCCACAAGUUCACUAUACAGAUGAGCCAGUAUCCGAGACACAUGCCCAGCACUUUCCAGAUACUGUAACACAUCGAGAUUUUGAACAACAGACGCAUUCCAUCCCUGUAUCAGAACAUACACCGCAUCAACAAUUACUCCAGCAUGAGGCGACAUCGCAUCCCCAGCCAGUUUAUCAUCCGCCGGAGGGAGGCUCAUAUAAGCCCGUACAGGUCUCUUUCUACUCAGAAUCGGGUCAUGCGCCAUUGCCUAUGGAUCAGUCGACUCACAACAUUUAUGCAGAGCAACCGUCUCACCACGAAUACACAGGGCAUCCACCUCAGCAUAUCCCAACAGAGCAUCCGUCUCAGCACAUCCACGAAGAGCAUCCACCUCAGCACAUCCACGAAGAGCAUCCACCUCAGCACAUCCACGAAGAGCAUCCACCUCAGCACAUUCAAGCUGAACACCAUGCCCAGCACACCCAAGAAAAGUAUUCGACUCAGCACAUUCAAGCUGAAAAUCAUGCCCAGAACCGCUUCCACCGACCUGUCAUUAGUGUAGUUCCGCAGUACGUCCGCGGAGAAGAACACAUAACGGCUUAUAUACAACCACAGCACCAUCAUGAACACACCCAUCAUUUUGUACAGCCCCGUCUAAUACACGAGCCCAGUGCGCCGACAGAGCACACCCACAAAUUCGAGCAAUAUGAUACCAGCACUCCUCAGCCACAAGCCCCCAUUGAGACGCAACGCGCACCAUCACCUCAACCGCCUCCCCAGGAUGAACCGAUUUUUGAAGCUCCUAGAGCGGAGUGGGAUGCGUCUCGUGAACCGCCACCAUUGCACUCUAAACCGGAAGGAAUAGCGCUGGAGAGCAAGACAUAUACCAUGUCUGUUGAUCACCAGCUGUUCCAGCCUCCAGAGUCUUACCCGGAAGCCCCCAAGGACAUGUGGUAUCAGGUCCCGGAGACGAAGCCCGAGCCGCAGAAACUCACCCAGUUAUUCCCUUGGGAAACGAAUGCACCUAAACCCACCAGAGUAUUUGCUGAUGAUGAGCGUCAAUCCCAACCCUUGGUCUCUCCUACCUCCACCAAAGGCGAAUCCUGGACCUCCCAAUCCUCCCAACCAACAUCAUGGACAUCCGAGGUAACCAGCGUGCCAAGCGAAUCCUGGGACACCUACUCCCGCUCUAACGCAUGGGAUGAGGUCCCUGAGAUUCAGAAGUACAUCCAAUCCAUCCAGCAAGCCCGCAAGGCCCGAGCUCAAGUCAUCUCCGGCGGGCCCAGCCAACAAAAGGCAACAUCCCCUCUGACCCCAACCCAACAACACCAAUCCAGGACCAGCAGCCAGGACCUCAAUCUCUCCCUCGGCACCCGGAUAACCGACUUCCCCAGCCCACAGGAACGGCCCAGCCUCCCGGUCACUCCGGCCCCCAUCCACAGAGGCCCGGCCCUAGGAAGUCCCGAGGAAUACACGACAGCCCAGCUCCCCGCGGCAACGGGCGUCCCCAACCAGGAAGACUGGAACCCGUCACUGCGCCUCGAAGAGCUGCGGCAGCGGCAGAAUAGUGUCUUGGAUGAUCCGGACUCGCUCGUUGAGCGGCUUACCAAGGUUCUUGGCGAUGGAUAUGUGCAUGAGAAUAAAUAUGAGAAUGAACAUGAUAGGAAUGGAAAGGGUGAUGGAUUUGGUACUGGUAUUGCUUCAGAUUGA
Aspergillus mulundensis is the source of this 3936-nucleotide messenger RNA. RefSeq names its product glycogenin. Gene Ontology annotation, cellular component: cytoplasm. The transcript is spliced from 10 exons. The record is from RefSeq and is a predicted model, not a curated record. Lineage: Eukaryota; Fungi; Ascomycota; Eurotiomycetes; Eurotiales; Aspergillaceae. Bases 1 to 3936 code for a protein of 1311 amino acids. Gene Ontology annotation, molecular function: glycosyltransferase activity.